AUGGCUAUGAUUUCGCAGGAUUUCGGAAACGCUGCACCCGGCAUCAGUGCAAGUCAGACAAGUCGGACCCAGAGAGUGGUAGUUCAUAUCCUCCACCAAGCACUGAGACUGGUGAGAAGUCGGGUCGGUAGCAAGGAAGCCGCAUAUCCCCUCCUACUGGCUUUGUUUCUGUCUCUAUCCCCCAGAGCGGCGCACGAAGCCACUCGACUCCGACUGAAGGCGGCGAUAGACGGUCUAGGACAUGGUCUGGGCCUGGGGAGAGCCCCAAGUACGGGCAACAACGACAGCCAGCUUCUCGACACCACUGUCGACUUCACCAGCUCGAUUGCUCACUGUUGUGGGAGAGCCACCGGCCAGCCAUCCAACUCCUACUUUGCCAAAGUCUGCGAACUCAUCGAUACCCUUGAGACGCCAGAGUUUGCAAGAUUAAGGGGUAACGGUGCCUUUGUUUUGGCCCAGAAGACGGAUGACCUACGCGAUCUCGUUUUUGCAGAGACGUUAAAGGAAGACCUAGCCGAGAAAAACAGCAUGAUUGCAGCCAAGGGCAACUUUACGGGGUUUCGGUGGGAAGAAGGCAUCAGCGAAUGGAUUGCAGUUAGCCCGUUGGCAAGAAGGCAAAGAGACUUCACCCGGGAAGCCCUACCUCGGCGCCGAAGUGGUAGACACAACAGUGGCAAAGAUGACGUCCGGGUCCUGGCGGAUCGAUCGGAGCCGGAUCCGACCACGGAAGGAGCCGACAAAGCCGGGCCUCUGGUUAUCGCAAGCCCCAGACUGACGGAUCAGCCUGUUGGUGACCAAGUGGGCCGACGACUAGCGGGGAAGAGAAAGAGUACACAAAACGAGGAUCAUGGCAGCCGCAAGAGAAACUCGAGCGCUGGAAUCGCUGGAAUCGCUGGAAUUGACGGAGUUGACGAGCUUGGCAUGGGUUCAGAGAACUGGCCACGAGUUCUGGGAGCCAGGAGACGGGACGGAUGCCGGCGGGUUAUCCGGAGCAGCCAGACAUGGUCUCGCAAGGUUUUGGCGGACUUGGGCGAGCAAGUAACCCUCAAUGGCUGUGGACACAACGACGAGGAUGAGCUGGGAAUUAAUGACGACUGCAACAAGUAG
This is a messenger RNA of Colletotrichum fioriniae, 1107 nucleotides long. NCBI's taxonomy places the organism in Eukaryota, Fungi, Ascomycota, Sordariomycetes, Glomerellales, Glomerellaceae. The record is from RefSeq and is a predicted model, not a curated record.